Ostertagia ostertagi is the source of this 306-nucleotide messenger RNA. The record is from the annotation of a GenBank genome assembly. NCBI's taxonomy places the organism in Eukaryota, Metazoa, Nematoda, Chromadorea, Rhabditida, Trichostrongylidae.
AUGUCGGAGGUCGGAGCUGAUGCUCCUAAUCGUGAGUUCGAAUCAUCCUGGACGCCUACAGCGUCCUUAGAUGUGUCCUUAGCCAGGUUGGACGACACGGCGGCUCUCCGUGCCAAAGAUGCCAAGGUACUCCGGGAUGCCACUUCGGCCGCCAUCACCCAGGGGCUGUCCGCAGUUGAUGUUUCGAUGUUGCUUGCGUGGAGUCUGUCCGUCCAGUAUCGACUCAAUAAUCCUCGAUUUGACAAAGGCUCGCAACCUGCCGCAGACGACAACGCCAACAACCCCGGCUCGCCGUCUCGGUCCUAG